Durusdinium trenchii is the source of this 507-nucleotide messenger RNA. Lineage: Eukaryota; Dinophyceae; Suessiales; Symbiodiniaceae. The record is from the annotation of a GenBank genome assembly.
AUGACGCAGUCGACGGGUGCGUUGGAGACGGUGGAUUUCCUCCUCUCCAAGGCAGCUCGCUUGGACAAGGCCCUGAAGUCGCUGCCGAAGACGGACCGAAAAACCUUGCACACCUCGUCCCACAAGCGCGCUCGACGUUUGCUGCGCAACCUCUCCUUCCCAGCCAAGGCGGAUGGAGGGCAGAGCAUGGCGAGUGAGCUGACAGCAGAGAACAUCGAACAUCGCAUUGAUGUGCUGACGGCAGUGAAGAGCUCAGCGGUGUCCUUCGCCAAGAAGAUGCCUCCUUUGACCGAUGCCCUCACCGUGGGUCCGGAUGCCAUCGCGGUGCGGGCUUGCGUAGCUUGGAGUGGUGGUGGAAAAUGGUGGGUGGGGAAGGUGGGUGGUGUGAACCGGCAAAUGCCGAAUGCCUUGGAAGCUCGAGAAGGUUUGGCCGAGGAUCUCUGUACCGAAGAGAUCUCGAAGACUGGGGCAUCCUUGCAAUAUGUGCCUUGGACGCUGUUGGGCUGA